AUGUGUGAUGUCACUUCCCUCGUUACUAUGAGUCACUUCGUGCUCGUGCUCUUUGAAGAAGACUUCAAGGACGACCCUGGCGUCGAACCUGAUUCCUCCGCCGAAUGGGACGAGCUCGGUGAUGGAGACGCCCAUAAAUCUGAGGAGAACCUCGACCCUGGUUCAUGGCACCCCAUCUUUAAGCCCCCCUCCGGAGACCCCAAACCUCUCUCGGAAUUCGAUGACGCCUAUUACUCCGCCGUCGAAAAGCUCAUGUCUAAUAACCUCACCCUCACUGAAGACGGCGUCGUAGAGAUCACUAUCGGAGCCGAGACCAGCCAUCCCGCCGUGCAAUCUGUUCUAGGGUUUUUUUGGGAAAUGGGGCUUUUGAGAAAGCGAAGCAAGGGGAAGGCAUUUUUGUAUCACCACUUCGUCGCCGAGGGCGGCAACAUGCAGUCGAAGAUGGCUUUGGCUUAUAAGUACACGCAUCCAGACGUGAGUGUGACUUCUCCUCCUUCUUUUUCCUUUCUUUUCCCCUUUCUGAUUGGUGCUUCAUUUCUCUCUACGAUCUCUGUGAAUAGUGUGAUAAAUUGCAUCAUCAUUGUUAGGUUUCACAAUGGGGCUGAGGAGAACAAGGAGGCUCUGAGAAAAUCUAGGGGGGAAGAGGAUGAGGACUUUCAGAUAUUGGAGUAUCAAGCCCAGAAGGGGAAUGUUGUUGCCAUGUACAAAGUUGGCCUCUUUUACUAUUUUGGCCUUAGGGGAUUGAGGGGUGAUCAUUUCAAGGCACUGUUGUGGUUUUUGAAGGCUGCAGAGAAGGGAGAGCCCCGCUCUAUGGAGCUUCUUGGAGAGAUCUAUGAUAGGGAAUUAAGUGUUGAGAGAAAACGUGGCACGUACUUAAUUUCAUUUGAUGACGGUGUUGUCUGGCAGGAGUGGAUUUCUUCUACCGAUAGGAGGCUGCUUCAGACAAUAAUGGUGUCGGAGGCAGUGGAUCUGCUGCUCCGUUGA
Vigna angularis (adzuki bean) is the source of this 984-nucleotide messenger RNA. Its product is annotated as ERAD-associated E3 ubiquitin-protein ligase component HRD3A. The transcript has 3 exons. The coding region runs from base 1 to 984 and encodes 327 amino acids. NCBI's taxonomy places the organism in Eukaryota, Viridiplantae, Streptophyta, Magnoliopsida, Fabales, Fabaceae. Gene Ontology annotation, molecular function: protein binding. The record is from RefSeq and is a predicted model, not a curated record.